This is a messenger RNA of Ceratitis capitata (Mediterranean fruit fly), 3279 nucleotides long. RefSeq lists its product as uncharacterized. The record is from RefSeq and is a predicted model, not a curated record. The transcript has a single exon. Bases 645 to 2588 code for a protein of 647 amino acids. NCBI's taxonomy places the organism in Eukaryota, Metazoa, Arthropoda, Insecta, Diptera, Tephritidae.
AAAAAAAAAUGAAUAAGAAAUUCGGAAUCAGCGGUGUAAUAAUUCUUGGCAUACGAAUAAAAAUGGUUCGCCUUGUCGUAUAAGCAACAUUCAGUCAACUGGCGAAAAGUCCAAAAAGUUACAUUUAAAUUCAAGAAAAACUGAUUAUGCUUUAAGAACAGCUUAUAUUAGUAUUCAAUGGACUAAAAUAUAUAAAACUUCUGGUUACUUUAGAUCUACGCAAUGUUUUUUAGUACCAAAACAUUCAAAUUUAAUAAUUGUAACGGUUUUCGCAAUUAAACAUUUUGAUUCAGCGGGUCGAAGAGCAUGUCCACUGUUAUUUCAUUUAUGUGCCUGUAAGUGUUAUUGAUCAAAAUAAGCUAAACCAAGAUAACAAUUAGGAAAGCAUAAAAAUGUAAAAUUCAUGAAGUCCGCGGAAAAUAUUACCCUCUCUUCAAGCAUCACCCCAUGAACUAAUUAAAGUAUAUUAUGCCGUCGGGAAUACUUUUGCUUUUUAAUUUUCGUGACAUACAUGCGGGCUCCAGAAGUACAUAAAUCGAUUUAUGUGUUUACAUAACUAACAAACUGUCCCACUAUAGAAACUGUGUAAGUUCAUUUACGUGAAUGCGUGAUGGCGGAAAAGAAUUUUCUUAUCAGUUACAAAAAUGCUUUACCUCAAAGUAGUCAUCAUACUUUUCAACUACCGAAUAAACUCGUUGGCUUUCGGAUAUUGGACUGCGGGUAUACAAACUGAAGCCACAAACGCGCUGCUGCCACAGAAAGCCUGUCAAAUCGCUGCCGCACAUGACUCCUAUGUCUACAUCAUCUACACGGGGGUGGAGCGGAAUAACUCAGCAUUCGCAUUGGAAAUAAAUUUACUAAAAUGUAUGGCUACAUUGCCAACCCACAUAAUGGAGUUAAGGAGCGUAACGAAAGAGCGCGAACAUACGUAUAACAGUUUCAGCCUCUUUGUACUAUCUGCGAGGCCGGAGGAGUCCACGGCAUACGUGCGACGCAUCACGAAUAUUAUGAACGAGAAACAGAAGCGAAAACAUGUCCACAAAUACAUCUUCCUUUGGCGUGAUGCAUCACUUGAGCAGCUACGCGAACUGCUCUCCGCUGUGUGGCAGCGCAAAAUACUCAAUGCGAUUGUCAUAACUGGCGAGCGACACAUUUACACUUUUGAACCGUACGCAGAGCCGGGUUUCAUCAUAAAACGCAUUACGGAUAAUCGAUAUUUCUACGAUAAAUUGAGGAAUCUUCAUAAACAACAGCUGCGCAUCACAAUGUUCAAGGAUUUCUUGCGUGCAAUACCGAUGUCGCGCGCCGAGCUUGGCUACACAGGCGUCGACGGUUUGUUCGCGGGCAAUGUUGCGGCAUAUCUCAAUGCGACCGCGAAUUACACACAACCUGCUGAUAAUGAAAAUUAUGGCUCUUGCCUGCCAAAUGGCUCGUUCACAGGCGUCCUACGCGAUUUGAUCAGCGGCACGGCGGAUGUCAGCUUCAAUGCUCGCUUCACACUGCCCUGUGCAGCAGCACAUGUAGAGAUGCUCUAUCCGUACUUUAAACGCAAACUCUAUUUGGUUGUGCCCGCAGCAAAAAUGCAACCCGAAUAUUUGAUUUUUAUCAAAGCUUUCACAUGCACGCUUUGGCUUCUGCUGUCGUUGAAUUUCUUUGCGGUCACCGCAAUCUUUGUCCUCCUCAAUCGCUGGGCAGAACGCUUGCCACAUGCGGUGAAAAUGAAGCAUGGCCGUUGGUAUGAGGUCUUUGAGAUGUUUGUCAAGACUCACCUGGGCGAGCCGGUUGCAGGCUUCUCGCGCAUAAGUUCGCUGCGCCAAUACCUCAUCGCUUGGAUCUGCUUUAGCUAUAUUCUGACCACAAUAUACUUUGGCAAGCUGGAGAGCAGUUUCGUACAUCCGGAAUAUGAAGCGGAGUUGGAUUCUCUCGACGAGCUGCAUAAGUUGGAUGUGCCCAUCUUUGGCGUGCACUCGCUCUUCACAACAGUACAGUCGGCUCUAAGUGUGGCGCACUGGGGUGAGAUUGAAAAGCGUGCUGUUUCACUGCCCUUGUACUUUUCAUCCUUCCUCUUCGCUGUGCCGGUGAGCGUGCGUAGGGAUUGGCGCGCAGCGUUCGUGCUGCGUGGCGAGACCGCAAAAGAUUUUCUAAUAAAAACUUACGAUGUAGAGCGGCGCCGCCCGCGUUUUCACGUCGUCAAAGAAUAUCUCCGUUCGAUGCCGCAGGAGUAUAUUUUGCAGAAGGGCUCGCCCUUUCGCUAUAAGUUUCAACAGUAUCAGGCGAGGAUAUUUGAGAGUGGCCUUCUGGAGCAUUGGAGCAUUAAAGAUUUAUACUACACCGGCGGCACUACAUCCCACGAGGUGGAGGAGUUCUAUGAAGACUUGCCGUCCGAUACGGAUUUUGAUUUGACCGAGUUCACUGACAACGAAGGAGUUGGUGCGGACCGGAAGAAGAAGAGGAUAGUUUUGAACUUGGAUAUACUGCAGGGCGCAUUCUGGUUGUGGUGUUUCGGUAUAGUGUUUAGUGUAAUUGGGUUUGGUGUGGAAUACACCUAUUGGUGGUAUGGAAAAAAAUCGGUGAAAAUAAUUGUAUGAAAGUAAGAGAAUGUAGAUGAGGAAAGAGUAAAAGAGUUAACGGAAUGAGUAUUGGAGAAGAGAUUUUGAGGAGUUAUUCUCUCCAUAAUGUAUCCACUACUCCUCCACUCCCUCUCUUCAUCUCGUAAGCUCCUUUUCUUUAUUGCGCCCUUUCUUUUCCCUUCAUAUAUGUUUUCCAUUUUUUCUCCUCUUCCGUCUCCACGUUUUCAUUUACCAAUUUUUUCUGAAUAUUUUAAAAAUUAGGAGGUUUUUUGUGAAAAUCGGGAUAGCGGUUAUCUACCGAACGUGUGUUGGGCGUGAUGGUCGGUCGGUUCGGCUUCAGUACUGGCGCGAGCUGGAUUUUAUAAUCCAUAAACCAAGAUUCUUCCCCUAAAUCUGUCAUAAAAGGCACAGCUUCAAUUAUUGCUCGCAGUGCGAAUGAAUUCAUUCGGGUCUUCUUGGAUACUCUGCUUCACAGCAGCAAUUGCGGUUCGAUGGGCCCUGAACGCCACUAGACUAACAACGUUCGCAACCGUUAGAAUUACCUACUCAUUUUCCCGAUUAUAUCGACCGAAUAUUGGAUGCAGCGCCAACCGAAAAAAUGAUUGUCUCAUUGAAAACCACGUGUCUAACAAAUCACCCUUUAUUUUUUGGUAGGGAAAUUAUUUCGAACUUCGUGUUUUACAAUUCCGUCAAUAAUUUUUCAUGUUUC